This is a messenger RNA of Paramisgurnus dabryanus, 506 nucleotides long. RefSeq names its product LYR motif containing 2 (gene lyrm2). Gene Ontology annotation, cellular component: mitochondrion. NCBI's taxonomy places the organism in Eukaryota, Metazoa, Chordata, Actinopteri, Cypriniformes, Cobitidae. The record is from RefSeq and is a predicted model, not a curated record.
ACCUCUGCAUCAACAAGCCCCGCCUCCAGUGUUCAGCAACAUGGCCGCCUCCAGAUUACCACCAGCUGCUCUGAAUCUUAAACAGUUUUUACAGAGGCAGAAAGUUUUGGGAGUGUACAGAGAUCUGCUUCGAUCCAUCCGCAAAAUACCUCAAGAGUCUGACCGCACAUAUCUGAGAGACUGGGCCAGAGAAGAGUUCAAGAGAAACAAGAGCGAAACAAAUCAGGAUGUCAUCCGCAUGAUGAUCACACAAGCAAACAAUCAUCUGGAGGAUUUAAGAAAAUCUCUUGCUUUGGCCGGAUGCUAGAACAUUGAAGUUUUCAAACAGAAACAUUUUCCAAUCAUCAACAGAUGUGCACUAUUAUGUCAAAGAAAAUCAUUCAAUUGUAUAUUUAUAUGUUUAUAAUGCAUCAAUAUUGUGUCUUCAUUAACAUGUUCUCAUAUAAGUUAUAAUCAAUGUGCAAUUUAGUUCUAAGACAUGUCAGAAUAAAUACACCUUUGUCUGA